Paraglomus occultum is the source of this 629-nucleotide messenger RNA. The record is from the annotation of a GenBank genome assembly. NCBI's taxonomy places the organism in Eukaryota, Fungi, Glomeromycota, Glomeromycetes, Paraglomerales, Paraglomeraceae.
GUGACAGCGAAAUGGAUGAUGCUUACAGAGCAGUUACGGUGAUGCGUUUGCUGUGCAAGAUGUUGGUCGGACUGGGUGUUUCCUUGUCGGGUCUCAAGAUAGGUGGAACUCAGGAUGAUAUUACAAUGUCAGCUUAUGAGUUUUAUGCUGUCACUGCACGUAUACAGGAUCUGGUUGUUGAAUGCAAUAGCGAAGUGGGCUGGCAUCACUUUAUUGAAUACAGGUAUUGGAGAAAUCUGCGUUCUCUCAAAGUCACCGUCUCAUCACCAGAACAUAUAGAAGAUAUUGCAAAGUUUCUGAUAGCACAGCGGUCAUUAGAGACAUUCAAGUUUACAUCGAAUAAUAUCAACGUCGAUCCUCAACGAAUACUUCGUGCGCUUGACAAGCAAGGGAACUCGCUGAGAUAUCUGACUAUUAAGAAUACUAGCUUAAGCAGAUGUAUGCCUUUGUAUACGAUUGCUGGACUGAAACGUUUGCAAUCCUUGCGGUUUGAAAAUGUAUCUGGCGUCAAUGCUACAAUAAUUCGUCCUUUAUUGAAUGCAAAGUUUCCAUGUAUGAAACGAGUUCGUAUAAGCGGUGACGAGACUGUUUGUAGUGAAGCACACAUUUGGGCACAAUCAUUCAAGUAA